Messenger RNA from Trichomonas vaginalis G3, 1875 nucleotides. RefSeq names its product calcineurin-like phosphoesterase family. The transcript has a single exon. Bases 1 to 1875 code for a protein of 624 amino acids. Gene Ontology annotation, molecular function: hydrolase activity. The record is from RefSeq and is a predicted model, not a curated record. NCBI's taxonomy places the organism in Eukaryota, Parabasalia, Trichomonadida, Trichomonadidae.
AUGACUUCGAUAAGAUUUUUCCCAUAUAUAAUUAGUCAGUAUUUCUGGGUAGUAAUUAUAUGUCUCCCACUCUUAUACUAUGCAUUUCCUAGGUCAAACGUGCAAACAAAGGAAUUUUCAAGCAUAACAAAUUAUAAAUUCAACGAAUCAUUCAUACCAUCAUGGUUCUUGCAUGGAACUGAUUUACAUGUCAAUUCAAUUGGAAACUCUAGCUAUUUAAGCAUACUAAAACAGUUAAAUGAUUCAAUUAAUCUCUUUAAACCAAAGAAGAUCCUUCUAACCGGCGAUUUAGUCGACAACAGGAAUCCAACAGGCAAAAGACCUUUUACAACAAUGGUUAAAAAAGAUUGGGAUACAUAUUCUGAAAUUUUAGAAAAAUUGAACCUUACAAAUGAUCCACGUCUUAUACAAAUAGCAGGAAAUCAUGACUUCUACGAUCUACUCAGAUAUACGUCCUCUCAGCAUUACGGAAAUGGCAUAAUUUACAAUGAAUCCACAUUUCAACUCAACAGAAAAUCUCUUGACAUGGACGGUGUCAAAUCAUCUAUUCUUGCCAUAAACCCAUACAAUUUCCCUGUUCCUGUCCUCAGAAUGACGUGGUUUACUUCUCCAAAAAAUGAAGUCCUCAAAAACGUGGAGAACGCGAUUUCCGAGAACACAGAUGACAUCCAGAUUCUUCUCCAGCACCAUCCAUCAAGAAUGUGGUUCCCAAAUACCUUUACAAAGAAUAAUUAUCUAAAUUUCCUUAAAACGACCAAAAAUGUCAGAUUAAUACUUUGUGGCCACAGGCAUCCAAAGGAUCCAGUCAUUUCCCACUUCGGCGAUGUUCUAGAAGUCGUUGGAACACCAUGGUUCAGAUAUCCUAAGAAAGUUGGCUUAAUUUCAUACGACAACAGAAGAAUCUCAUACCACGAGGUCGAUAUAUCCAAAGGCCAUGCAGCAAUCAUGACUUAUCCCACUCCGGAUUCACAAAUUUCGAGUCUUGACGAUUUCUCUCAAAAUCAGUUUAGCAUCAGAGCGAUAUCAUUUGGAAAGAAGUCAACGAACCUUUCUGUAUCAGGAGAUGUCAAUGGAACUCUUUCUUGUGACAAAGAAAUUGAGAAAAACGUUUAUUUGUGUCACUUUUCUGUCAAUUUGAAAGAUGGAAAAUAUUUUGUGGAAAAAACAGGAGAUUGGAGUGGAAACAUCACUUUCACAGUUGGAAAGACCAUCCAAUCAAUGGAGGAAUCGAAUUAUUUGUCGGAACAUUCCAUUUCUUAUAUUUUCUUUUCUGUUUAUUUCAUUUUGAUUUUUAUAGUUUUCUUUUUCGUUUUCUUUGUUUUCCAAUCGAAAGCAGAGAGUGCAGAACAAUGGAUUACAGGAAAUGAAAACAAUUCUCAUUGGUUGUUAUCUUUAUGCUGUGGUUUCUUAAUUGUUAAUUCAAGAAUUUGGAAAUCUCCAUUAUUUAUAAGAUAUUUUUAUUUAGUUCUUAUUUUUUGGCCUGUUUUGUUGCCAAUCGACUUCUUCUUGAUAGAAUCAAGACUUUCUAUGAUUUGGAUCUUCGGAUUCUUGUCGAACAAAGCAAUUUUAUGCUUUGAAGGUUGUUUCUUCGCUUUGAAAUACGUUUUGUUUGUGACAAUUCCAUUUAUUUUGAUGAAUUCUGCAAUUUCUGCUGGAAACUGCAAGUCUUACUUCCACAUUGUUGAGGUUUUGGCUUAUUUGGCAUGUUUAUGCUACGCAUUAUACACUUGCUAUUUGUCUUGGGAUUGGUUUGGACUUGGAUCUGCUUUGACUUCUCCUUGUUUCUUGAUUCUUCCGAUUUUGUCUUUGGUUUUCACUUCAAGAUAUGAAAUCAAGGAACUCCUCAAUCCAAAGGCAACUUAUGACACAAUUUAG